UUUUCCGUCUCCUUUCCUUCUAGAGGAGUUGAGCAAGGCAAAGUAGCAGAAAUGCAGCAAAGAGUGUCGGCAUCAGGGAGGCCUUCUGGUACAGAUGGCUCGGAUUUCUCGUAUCGAAUGGUUGUUGAAUCCCGAUAUCAAAAAGUAGCUCGUACAAAAUCUAUUCUGCGCUCAUUUUUCUUAGUUCAGGCUAUCACAUUUUUGUUAGGACUGUUUUUGCUUCUGUUUCGAUCAGCAUCAAACGAUUUGGCUCUCCCAGUCCUUGAGAUUGCAACUAUGGCUUCUGGUCUCAUUUCAUUGAUGAUUGGAGAAUUAGGUCGAAAACGCAGCCGAGUGAAUUUGUUGAGACUUUUUAUGGUCACAUCAUCUAUUGUUGUCUCCUUCUUCGUAUAUUGUGCCACUCAGAAGUAUUCAGGAUUCAUGGUUGCCAAAAGAACAAGUUACUGGGAAAUAGUUUUGGAGCUUCCUGAGGUCGUCCUUGGUGUUGUGGGACUAGUGUUUCAUCUAUUUAUCAUUAGCUACACAUUCCAUCUCAUUUCUAACAUGUCUAUCCCUAAGAGGGCUUCAUAGCCGUGUCCUUACACCAGUGUUAAAAAGGAAAAGGUUUAUGCCCGUUGCCUUGAACUUCAUUAUGUAUUCUACUUCCAAUACCCACAGAGCACUCAUAACUAUGAAAUUUUGUUGGUAGGAUGAUUUGAUUCCAUUUUUAUGGAUUAAACAAAUUAAGCUUUUAGUCUCUUUGAUUCUUUUGAAUGGAAGGAUUGUUCACAUCAAUUUGUAAGGAAUUGUUCCAGGAUAGUGUGUGAAUGAAUCACUUGUGCUUGAAAAAAGUUUGAA
Hibiscus syriacus is the source of this 837-nucleotide messenger RNA. RefSeq lists its product as uncharacterized. Lineage: Eukaryota; Viridiplantae; Streptophyta; Magnoliopsida; Malvales; Malvaceae. Gene Ontology annotation, cellular component: endoplasmic reticulum membrane. Gene Ontology annotation, biological process: vesicle-mediated transport; endoplasmic reticulum organization. The record is from RefSeq and is a predicted model, not a curated record. The coding region runs from base 52 to 570 and encodes 172 amino acids. The transcript is spliced from 7 exons.